Ostrea edulis (European flat oyster) is the source of this 2280-nucleotide messenger RNA. Its product is annotated as GTP cyclohydrolase 1-like. Gene Ontology annotation, cellular component: cytoplasm. Gene Ontology annotation, molecular function: GTP binding; GTP cyclohydrolase I activity; zinc ion binding. The transcript has 6 exons. NCBI's taxonomy places the organism in Eukaryota, Metazoa, Mollusca, Bivalvia, Ostreida, Ostreidae. Gene Ontology annotation, biological process: tetrahydrofolate biosynthetic process; tetrahydrobiopterin biosynthetic process. Bases 467 to 1201 code for a protein of 244 amino acids. The record is from RefSeq and is a predicted model, not a curated record.
UUUUUUUUGUUGGUAGGGGAUGAGUUCAGAGGAAAUUCAUCAGUCCGCGGAUCGAAUAACAUGAUUAUGCUACUAUUUUUAAAAAGAGAUUGCCUCAAAAACUUGUGAGAUAAAGUAUGAUAUAAAUUAUAUAGGCCUAGGCCCUAUUGAUUAAUGUAUUGGCUGCCAAUGUAUUGAACGUUGUAUACGCAAAACGAGAAAAAUUCACACCUUCUUGAAAACCGCUCAAUACGGAAAAUAAUGUUUUGUUCCUUUCGGUUCUAACUGUUAGUCUAUUUUCGGAUAGUCAAUGAAAGGGGCGGGGUAAACAAAAAGGCCAAAGGGUAUGUCAUUUACGCGUACUUGGUGACAGUACUGAAGUGAGUAUUCCUACGUUAAUGGUCAGCAGUUUACAGCGUGUCUCCAAUCGAUAGGCUGUUCAUAAAUCUAGCCCAUCAUCCAUAUAAAAACGCACGUGUUUGGUAACAUGGGGGACACUAACGUAUUGGCGAUUGGGUUAGAACAUCCUGAAAAUCAAAAGUGUCUCAGUUUUGCUUCGGAGACGGAGAACUCGAUCAAAUCUUUAUUAACCUCGCGAAACAAACUCGAUAUGAAAAAACAAGCAGAUCAAAUCCAGAAAAAUGACGAGAGUUUGGUCUCGGAGAAGGAUAUUAAGGAAAGAUUAACCAGUAGCUACAAGGACAUUUUGGAAGAAUUGGGUGAAAAUCCCAAAAGAGAAGGACUUUUGAAAACCCCGGAGAGAGCGGCAAAAGCCCUGAUGUUCUUCACUAAAGGUUACCGAGAGAAGAUGAGUGAUAUUUUGAAUGAUGCCAUCUUUGACGAGGAUCAUGACGAGAUGGUGAUAGUGAAGGAUAUAGAAAUGUUCUCUCUUUGUGAACACCACAUGGUGCCUUUUAUGGGAAAGGUGUCUAUAGGAUAUUUGCCAAACAAGCGGGUUCUUGGUUUGAGUAAACUAGCAAGAAUAGUGGAAGUGUUCAGCAGACGAUUACAAGUACAAGAAAGACUAACCAAACAGAUCGCAGUUGCCCUGACGGAGGCGAUACAGCCUGCAGGAGUAGGUGUGGUGAUCGAGGCUACACACAUGUGCAUGGUCAUGCGUGGUGUUCAGAAAAUAAACAGCAAGACUGUAACCAGUACCAUGCUGGGUGUGUUCCGAGAGGAUCCGAAAACUCGUGAGGAAUUCCUCUCCCUCAUCAGGUGAUUAAGAUGGAAAUAAGCGUUCAUUUAACACUAUCAGUAAUGACGAUGGACGAAGAAGAGAAUUUGACACACUUAGGACAAGCUUUACAGUGAUAUAUACUCCAAGUCUACUUUUGUUGAACACUGCUGGGCCGCAGCUUACAACGGGUUCAUUUAUUUUAAAGUCUUCAAUGAAUUGAUCUGCUCACCAAAUUAAAGAUAUCUUCAAUGAAUUGAUGUGACACCAAAUUAAAGAUAUCUUCAAUGAAUUGAUCUGCUCACCAAAUUAAAGAUAUCUUCAAUGAAUUGAUGUGCACAAGGAAGUCAAUUCAUAAUAUCGUUAUUAUUCAUGUAGAAAUUUUUUAUUCUUUGAUUUAUUUAGGUCAAUGAUUCAUUAUAUGAAUUGGGAAUAAGUCGGAAUUGUUAAUAUCAAUUAUCAAAUUGCUUUUUUAAAUGAUUUAUCUCGAACAAUAAUAAAAUUGAUGAUACAUGCAAUUAUAAUUAUUUAAAGAGAUAUUUCAUUCUGUCGUUCUGCGCAAUAAGUCUGUUGUAGAUCUCUUUUGGGUACAAUAUUCAUUUUGUAUUCCAUAUGUCAUUUGAUGUUCCAUAUAAUCUUGCUCUAUAUUAUUUGGUGACCAGAAGUAUGUUCUAUUAUUUGGUGACCAGAUGUUCAUGUUACAAAAAGACGAACCUUUCCACAUUAAAAUCUCCAUCUAUGCUUGUAUUUGCAUCUUAGAAUACUCAUUUAAAAAUUUAUCUUUUUUAUUCUGUCAAGAAAUUCAUAUCCUUGAACUUCAUUUUAUGACAUUAUUUUAUAGGAUUCCCUGUAUUAACGACAGAGUUUUUGAAAUUAUAAGUUGAAUAAUAAUAUAUUUUUUCUCCCAAUAAUUUCAAUGUAUUUUUAUAGAUAAGAGGUUGCCAAUAUAUUUUAUAAGUUUGCCUAUUUUUUGACUGGCAUAACCCUUCAUAAUGAACGAAAAAUGUCAGCGUGGGCUAGGACUAGGCUAUUUGUGUUUUACAGUAAUGAUUUUAGAAAUCUAUUGUUUUCAUUUAUGUAUAUUGUCGUUGAAUGAUUUGAAUAAACCAGAGAUAUAAAUAACA